Messenger RNA from Daldinia childiae, 912 nucleotides. RefSeq lists its product as uncharacterized. Gene Ontology annotation, cellular component: mRNA cleavage and polyadenylation specificity factor complex. The record is from RefSeq and is a predicted model, not a curated record. Lineage: Eukaryota; Fungi; Ascomycota; Sordariomycetes; Xylariales; Hypoxylaceae. Gene Ontology annotation, molecular function: mRNA binding. The transcript has 2 exons. Bases 1 to 912 code for a protein of 303 amino acids. Gene Ontology annotation, biological process: mRNA 3'-end processing.
AUGUCGACAAAACAACCGUCGCGUGUCGUCUUCGUCGGAAAUAUUCCCUAUGGAUUAUCGGAAGAGCAGAUUACCGACAUCUUCAGCACUGCUGGCAAGGUCCUAAACUUCCGUCUCGUCUAUGAUCGUGAUACAGGUCGGCCGAAGGGUUUUGGGUUUGCAGAGUACCCCGACGCAGACUCGGCAGCUUCAGCAGUUCGCAACCUAAACGACUACGAAAUCAUGGGGCGGAAGCUCCGUGUCGACUAUAGUACGGAAGGUCGGGUCGAUGGCGAUGACUCUAACAGCGCAUCCACGACUACUGGCCAGCCCACAAAUGGUGCCUCGUAUAUCGUUCCUCAGACUGUUCCCGCAGGCUCAUUACCCCCUCUCCCACCCGGAAAAGAGUUGCCUGCUGGAGUUAGCGCUACCGAUGCUAUCUCUAGAACGCUCAACACUCUACCUCCGAGUCAGCUUCUCGAUAUUCUCUCUCAGAUGAAAUCUCUAGCAACAACCGACCCAGGCCGCGCGACUGAACUACUACAGCAGGCGCCACAGUUGUCUUACGCCAUCUUCCAAGCUCUACUAUUAAUGGGUCUCGUCUCUCCCGAAGCUAUACAUUCUGUUGUCGAUUCUUCGGCCGCACCGCCUCCAGUUCAACAGCCCGUGCCCGGCUAUCCCCCCGCGUACACGGGUGCCACGACGGUCACACCCCCAGUCGCUGCACCGUAUGCGCCGCCCGCUACAGCAACUGCUCAGCCUGGCUAUGCGCCUCCUACAGCUAGCGCGCCGGCCAUGGCGCCACAGCAGGAUACGGAGGCCCUGAUGCAGGCAGUCAUGAACUUAUCGCAGGAGAUGAUCGAUCAGCUUCCCGAGGCGGAGCGCCAACAGAUUUUGACUCUAAGAGCGGGCAUGAUGGCCCAAAGGCGCUAA